AUGAGGCUCACCCAGGCCCUUACGUUUUACAUUCGCUACAGAAAAGUCCAGGGAUUAAUUCGAUAUGGAAAAGAUCGAGUGAUUCCUCCAAUCAGUGUGGACUUCAAGCGGAGGGUGGCCGAACUGAUGGUUAUAGAAAAACAAAAUUUGGAUGUUUUAAAUCAGCCUUAUCUGACUCAGGCUGAGGAGAAUGCUUACUACCGAGUUGUGGACAGAGUGCCCUACAAGAACAAGGAACAACUGAAGAGAGAGGAGGUACGAGAGAAACUGGAAGCCCUGCCCCCACACUUCACAACAGAGACCUUGCUGGCACAUUUAAACAAAGACAAGAAGUGGGAAUAG
Candidula unifasciata is the source of this 342-nucleotide messenger RNA. NCBI's taxonomy places the organism in Eukaryota, Metazoa, Mollusca, Gastropoda, Stylommatophora, Geomitridae. The record is from the annotation of a GenBank genome assembly.